Messenger RNA from Phanerochaete carnosa HHB-10118-sp, 1163 nucleotides. RefSeq lists its product as uncharacterized. The record is from RefSeq and is a predicted model, not a curated record. The transcript has a single exon. The annotation marks the transcript as partial. Lineage: Eukaryota; Fungi; Basidiomycota; Agaricomycetes; Polyporales; Phanerochaetaceae.
CUUGUAGCUCUCAUCCACUCCGGCGCCGAAACUAUCGGGAUGGAACAAUCCUUGCUCAAAGUUCUGCGCGCAUGGACUGAGGGGGCGUUUAUCGGCAUAACUGUUGACAGCGUCUCAGCUGAGGAGCGUGGAGAGCGUCAGCGUAGUGUGGACGCCAUGCUGGCGCUGCUGGUGUCAUUGGUCGGACGACUUGAGUUCGUUGCAAGACUGGCAGAGACCGAUACUAGUUCUGUCCUGCAGCUAUUUGGCAACAUGAUUGACUGGUCGCUGAACGCAGGCUGGGAUCAUGCGUCGAUGGCGAACCCCGCAUUCUCGGACGUCACCCUCGUAAGCCCGGCCUCGAAUAUGCGCGUUUCGUUGAAGCACCACCGCCACCACUCUUCCGCUUCCAUAUCUCAUGUGGUGCACACACCGUCUGCGACAGACCUUGCAGUCGAGUCCUAUCUCGGGUACUUGACUGUUCGCCUAAAAGCAAUCGCACCGAUGCAUUUGAAAACCAUUUUGCCGCAUCUGUUCAAAUCUCUUGCCUACUAUGCCUCUCCGCUGCCUCGUCUCUCACUUACUGCAGGCUCCGAGCAUCAAAACGACAUUGAGAAGAGAAUAAUGGAGCUUCUCGAUUCUCUCGUUACAGGACCUUAUUCGGCCUCCGUGACCGUCAUCUUGAAGUACCACCUAUACCCUAAUGAAGAAGACGUCGUACGAUCCGCGCGGACAUCGAUCGGUGCUCUGAGAACGCUCCGUACAUCUAUUCGACGAGUGCUAAUGGCCCGUCUUGCACGCGCCUACAUUUCGCGAACCAGCUCGGUCAGCUAUACGCCCUCCGGUGCUCCUGGGACACUGGAAAUUGACCGUGAACUCCUGGACCGUGCAUGGGCGAAAGAUGAUAUCACAACCUGGGACCUCAAUCGCUUCCGCAGCGUUCUAUGUGUUUCCAUUCGCGAAUGGUUGAUCAUCGCCCAGACCGUCGACGACAGCUUGCGCUACCCCUGCGAACAGAUUCUCAGCGAAGUUGCCGGAAUACUCAAAGAUAUCACCCAAGCUUUCGACGAAAUUGGCGAUGAGCUCGACUAUGAAGAGGUCGAGGCGGUCGGGGAUGUUUUACACGCUCUGACUUCGUAUGUCAAGACUCAGAGGUACGGCCCGUCCGACUUCGAUAGGCGUGC